AUGGAUAAGACUUGGAUUCAUCAUCACACCAGGGGUAGUAAAGAGUAUCAUAAAGGCAUAAGAGACUUCAUUAAGUUUGCUAAAAGACAUACAGAUGGGCUAGGUAGGAUCAAAUGUCCGUGUCGUCGCUGCAAAAAUGGUGACUAUAUUGCAAUUGAGGAGGUUGAGACUCAUCUAUAUAAGUGUGGGAUGUACAAGGAGUAUACUAAUUGGAUAUGGCAUGGGGAGGCUAAUGUUAACACCACUGCUAAUGUUAAUGCAGAAGCUAAUGUUAAUGCCGAACAUGGGGAUAAUGACAAUGAUGAAGGUAGAAAUGAAGACAAUGUAUUUGAUUUGUUGGAUAAUGUACGGAUGGGUAUGUUCACCAAUGUAGAACAACAAGAAGAUUCGCCUGAAGUUGAUAUAGGAGGAAGUUUUGAUAGAUUGCUAAAUGACGCACAAUGCGAAUUGUGGCCAGGUUGUAAAAAACAAUCUAAGUUGUCAGCAAUUUUGAAGUUGUUCCAUGUGAAGGUUACAAGCCGAAUGACCAACAAAUGUUUUGACAUGUUGCUUAAGGUGCUAAAGGAAUUGCUUCCCUAUGACAACACGUUGCCAAAGUCCUAUUAUGAGACUAAAACCUUGUUGCGUGAUUUAGGUCUUGGAUAUGAACCGAUCCAUGCAUGUAAAAAUGAUUGUGCUUUAUUCUGGAAGGAGAAUGAAGCUAAAGAAUGUUGUCCACAAUGUGGUGAGUCGAGGUAUAAGUCUCGAGAAGGUAAAGGAAAAAAGAUUCCUCAAAAAGUUCUUCGGUACUUUCCUUUAAAACAAAGGCUUCAAUGGUUGUUUAUGCAUAGGGAUACAGCUAUAGACAUGCGUUGGCACAAGGAGAAACAUGUCAAAGAGACAAAUUUGUUGAGACAUCCAGCUGAUUCAAAAGCUUGGGAGGAAUUUGACAAUAAGAAUAGUUGGUUUGCUGCGGAUCCUCGUAAUGUUCGUCUUGGGUUAGCAUGUGAUGGAUUCAAUCCAUUUGGUAACAUGAGUAAUGCUUAUAGUGUGUGGCCUGUAAUUAUUGUGCCCUACAAUUUGCCACCUUGGAUGUGUAUGAAGGAACCAUAUAUGUUUAUGUCAUUACUUAUUCCUGGUCCUAAAUCACCUGGUAAUGACAUUGAUGUGUAUCUGCGACCGUUAAUUGAUGAGUUAAAAGAAUUAUGGAUAGAUGGUGUGAUGACAUAUGAUGCCUACAAUAAAUCAAACUUUAAGCUGCAUGCAGGGUUGAUUUGGACUAUACAUGACUUUCCCGCUUAUGCAAUGGCAUCCGGAUGGAUGACAAAGGGUUUUUUGGCGUGUCUAAAUUGUAAUAAAGACACAUGUUCUUGUUAUUUGAGUCACGGGCAGAAGAUAUGUUAUUUGGGAGCUCGUAUAUUUUUGUCGUCCAAUCAUGCUUACAGGAAGCGUUACAAACAAUUUAAUGGCAAGAAAGAAGACAGAGAGCCACCAAAGCAGUUGACGGGUGAUGAUAUUCUGGAACAAUUUAAUCUCCUACCCGAGGUUAGAUUCGGAAAGGGACCAAACAAUAAGAAGCGGACUCGUGAGAAGAAGGAACUUAAUUGGACAAAGAAAAGUAUAUUCUUUGAAUUGCCUUAUUGGAGAACACUUUUGUUGCGACACAACUUAGAUGUUAUGCACAUAGAGAAAAACAUAUGUGAUAAUGUGUUAGGGACAUUAAUGAACAUCGAAGGAAAGACGAAGGACUCAUUCAAAAGUCGGUUGGAUUUAGAAGCAAUGGGAAUUAGAAAAGAACUUCAUCUUAGGCGUAAUGGUGAGAAAUUUGAGAUGCCACUUGCGCAUUACACAUUGUCAAAGGAUGAAAAAAGGCAAUUGUGUGAUUGGUUGAAGUUAGUGAAGUUCCCAGAUGGCUAUGCAUCAAACAUAAGUCGAUGUGUGAAUGUCAAUGAAGGUAAGAUAUCUGGAUUGAAAAGUCAUGAUUCGCAUGUACUCUUACAGCGUCUCCUCCCUCUAGCUAUACGAGGAUUGUUGCCCGAUGAUGUUUGUAAUGCGAUAACAGAGCUUGGUUUAUUUUUUAAGGAGUUGUGUUGUCGGACCCUUAAACUAGAUGUCUUAGAGGUAUUGGAAAGGGAUAUUGCUAUCAUAUUAUGCAAGUUAGAAAUGAUAUUUCCUCCAUCAUUUUUUGACAUAAUGGUGCACUUAGCUCUGCAUUUGCCACGCGAGGCCAUCAUUGCAGGACCUGCACAAUAUCGAUGGAUGUACCCUAUUGAAAGAUUUUUACGUACUCUCAAGUCUUACGUGCGUAAUAAAGCACGUCCUGAAGGGUCCAUCGCUGAAGCUUAUGUGGACAAUGAAUGCGUCACAUUUUGCUCAAGGUUUCUUCAAGGGAUUAAGACACGAUUCAAUCGAGAAGAAAGAAAUUACGAGGGCGACUAUUGCACCAAUUGGUCCACUUUUUCAAAGCUCAGGCAAGUGGUUCGUCCUUUAGGGGCUGGAAGUUUAGAGAUACUGGAUAUUGAAAGCAUGCAAAAGGCUAAAUUUUACGUGUUAAAUAACUGCGCAGAAAUUGCUUCAUAUGCAGUUGCACACAAGACUGAACUCAAGAAUGAAAACAAGGAUAAUGUACCAUUAAGACACGUAAAAGAAUUUUCGAGAUGGUUGGGAACACGAAUAAAGGAAGAGCGUCAUUAUCAAGAGUUAGAAAUUAGUGAUGACCUGUAUUCAUUAGCUUGUGGACCUGAUUUUCGGAUAAAUCAAUAUUCUGGUUGCAUUGUAAAUGGGGUCAGGUUUCAUACAAAGGAAAGGGAGAAAAAUCGAAAAACUCAGAAUAGUGGUGUGUUAGUCAAAACAGAGGAUGUUGAUUACUAUGGUGUCUUGACAGAUGUCAUUGAGUUACAAUAUCCUCUUAAGAGACGGGUAAUCCUAUUCAAAUGUGAUUGGUUCAACACAAGGACAGGUAUUAAGAGGGAUACUUAUUUCAAGAGUGUAAAUGUAGCCCGUAAAUGGUACAAAGAUGAGCCUUUUGUGUUGGCAAAUCAAGCAAAACAAGCCUUUUUUGUCAAAGACACCAAAUUACGAGGCACGUGGGAGGUCAUUCAAGAUAUAACACAUAGAAGCUCAUAUGACGUUCCCGAAGUGGAGGAUAACAGUAGAGUUGAGGAUGGAAUGUAUGCUACAGCAUAUCAAGAGGAUGAACCAUGCAUUGUGGAUAAGGUUGUUGAGGCGACCAACUUUGACAUAGAUCCACCAACUUUGAAUAGGGAUGGCUUGGAGGUUGAAAGUCUUGAUGCUGAAAUAAUUCUACAAAGUAAUGAAGAAUCUCGUCAUGAAAUUGACUGUUUUGACAAUGAUGAUGAAAUCUUGAUUGAAGACAAUGAUGAUGAAAUCUUGAUUGAAGACAAUUCAGAUGAUGAAGAAAAAGAUGAUAGUGAUUUGGAUUAA
This is a messenger RNA of Cornus florida, 3423 nucleotides long. RefSeq lists its product as uncharacterized. The transcript is spliced from 4 exons. The coding region runs from base 1 to 3423 and encodes 1140 amino acids. The record is from RefSeq and is a predicted model, not a curated record. Lineage: Eukaryota; Viridiplantae; Streptophyta; Magnoliopsida; Cornales; Cornaceae.